AUGAAGUCUAUCCCGCUCGUCGCUCUAUUCUUCUUGGGCCCCCCGGUGGUCAUAGCUCUCCUUGAUGCGAAGAUCAAGGAAAAGGGAAAGAUGUACUUUGGCUCUUGUGCAGACCCCAACACCCUCUCCGACAACAACGUGCAGACAAUUCUGAAGGCCAAUUUCGGAUCUGUUUCUCCCGAGAAUAGUAUGAAGUGGGAUGCCAUCGAACGUGAGUGCAGAUCUUAAAUGUUCAAUGGGACAAUAAGUGCUGACAUAAAGGCUAGCCUCUCGUGGGAGUUUCAGCUUUGGCAACGCUGACAAGUUGGUAGACUUUGCAGUCAGAAAUGGCAAACUGGUUCGUGGGCACACAUUAGGUAAUAUCUGUUCGUUCAAAUGCUUCAAGACCUGUACUUAUUCUUGCGAUAUACAGUCUGGCAUGCUCAGCUUCCUUCGUGGGUUUCAAAUAUCACGGAUGCUGCCACCCUUACUACUGUUAUACAAAAUCACAUUGCCACUGUUGUAGGCCGUUACAAGGGCCAGAUCUACGCAUGGGUAGUAACUCUGCUGCAACCGGUGGCUUCUAUGCUUUCAAGUCCGACCAAUCCAUAGGAUGUUGUGAACGAGGUCUUCAAGGAAGAUGGUAGCUUUCGUAGCAGUGUUUUCUACGAACUACUUGGCGAGAACUUUAUCCACAUCGCCUUCAGGGCUGCUAGGGAUGCCGAUCUGGGCGCAAAGCUAUAUAUCAACGACUAUCGCCUCGAAAUCCCCAGUAAGAAGAUCGACGCCCUCCUCUCCUUCGUCGGCAGGCUUCAGUCCAGUGGCGUCCCGAUCGACGGUAUCGGUGCCCAGGGACACUUUAUCGUGAACCAGGUCGGAGACGUAACACCUCAAUUGCAGCGAAUGGCAGACACAGGCUUGGACGUCGCCCUCACCGAAUUAGAUAUCAGAAUUGAAACCCCCGUCACCAGCGCUUUGCUCACCAGCCAGCGUAGCGACUACUACACCAUCAUUGGGGCCUGCUUGAACGUUACCAAAUGCGUCGGUAUCACCACUUGGGGUGUCAGCGAUAGGGGAAGUCAUUGGGAUCCUCCUCCUUCACAAACACUUUAGAGGAUUACGAGAUGUUGAAGAUACAGUCUAGGACUCGUGGGUUGAUAGGGCCAUGCCCGGCUACGGUUCUCCUCUACUCUGGGACGAUAACUUAGUUCCCAAGGCUGCAUACGACGGGGUCGACACUGCGUUGAACUAG
Messenger RNA from Tuber aestivum (summer truffle), 1231 nucleotides. Lineage: Eukaryota; Fungi; Ascomycota; Pezizomycetes; Pezizales; Tuberaceae. The record is from the annotation of a GenBank genome assembly.